CAGCCGCGAGCACCGGCUCGCAGCGCGCCGCUCCCCAGGUGCCAUGGAGCGUCCGGUGAGAGUGAAGACUUGGGUGGAAGAGAACCGGGCCUUCUUCCUGCCCCCCGUGUGCAACAAGCUCCUGCACCAGGAGCAGCUCAAAGUCAUGUUUGUUGGGGGCCCCAACACCAGGAAGGACUACCACAUCGAGGAGGGUGAGGAGGUGUUUUACCAGCUGGAGGGCGACAUGGUUCUCCAAGUCCUGGAGCAAGGGAAACACCGAGAUGUGGUCAUCCGGCAGGGAGAGGUAUUCCUCCUCCCUGCUGGGGUCCCCCACUCUCCCCAGAGGUUUGCCAACACCGUGGGACUGGUGAUUGAACGGAGGCGACUGAAGUCCGAGCUAGAUGGGCUCAGGUACUACUUGGGGGACACCACAGACGUCCUGUUCGAGAAGUGGUUCUACUGCGAGGACCUUGGCACACAGUUGGCUCCCAUCAUCCAGGAGUUCUUCAACUCUGAGCAAUACAAGACAGGAAAGCCCAUCCCUGACCAGCUGCUCAAGGAGCCGCCGUUCCCCCUGAGCACGCGAUCCAUCAUGAAGCCCAUGUCCCUGGAGACCUGGCUGAACGGCCACCGCAAGGAGCUGCAGACAGGCACACCCCUCAACCUGUUUGGAGACACCUAUGAGACCCAGGUGAUCGUCCACGGACAAGGCAGCAGCAAAGGCCCAAGACAGGAUGUGGACGUGUGGCUGUGGCAGCUGGAGGGGUCCUCUGUAGUGACAAUGGGGGGACAGCGUCUGAGUCUGACCCCCGAUGACAGCCUCUUGGUGCCAGCCGGGACUUCGUACACCUGGGAACGAGCACAAGGCUCUGUGGCCCUGUCAGUGACCCAGGACCCCGCCCACAAGAAACCCUUGGGGUGAUCCUCCUGCUGCGGCCCAAAGCAGCCACAGGGUGUGCCCAAGAGCCACCCUAACAAAUAACUCACCCAGAGGCCACCCCCUUCCUGGUGGCUUCUACGGUACUGCUGUUAAGUGACUCAGUGUCCCCUGCACUGGGCCCAUCACUGUCUAUCCUCCUCCUGUCCUCUCCCCAAGUGCCAGGUCCUGGGGUGCCUGUAGCUCCCUUCUCCUCUAAAACCCUCAUCCAACUAUCCUGUACCGUUCCACCGGGUGGUCUCUCCCCGAGGCCUCUCUGUCCUCCUUCCCCACAGGCGGAGCUCAGCGCUGCCUGCCGCCAAGGUGGCCUCAAUAAAGGUUUCCUGACUGGUCAACACCUGUGGGUCGCUUGAACACGGGCCAUUGUCCAUGGCAGACCUGUGUGCUCCCGUGCGUGCAUAUGUGUGUGUGUGUGUGUUGUGGGGUUCAGGAACACAGGGGUCCUGCACAUGUGGAGCUUCUGUUAUCCAUGUCCCUGCCUGGGGACACCAAGUGGCCCUGAACCAUGCAGACUCCAUGACUUGUCCUCUUUCUCUGUCCCCACUUAUUCUUUUUUAUGUUACUAAAAGACAGAGCAUCUGUUGGCUUUUUGGCUCCCCCCGCAAAUAACAGUAUUGAUUUGUGUUAAUUGCAGAAAACAGAAACAUAUUAAAACACAA
This is a messenger RNA of Talpa occidentalis (Iberian mole), 1578 nucleotides long. RefSeq names its product 3-hydroxyanthranilate 3,4-dioxygenase (gene HAAO). Gene Ontology annotation, cellular component: cytoplasm. NCBI's taxonomy places the organism in Eukaryota, Metazoa, Chordata, Mammalia, Eulipotyphla, Talpidae. Gene Ontology annotation, biological process: 'de novo' NAD+ biosynthetic process from L-tryptophan; quinolinate metabolic process. The transcript is spliced from 10 exons. The coding region runs from base 44 to 904 and encodes 286 amino acids. Gene Ontology annotation, molecular function: iron ion binding; 3-hydroxyanthranilate 3,4-dioxygenase activity. The record is from RefSeq and is a predicted model, not a curated record.